AUGGCUGACCCCGGCGCCCUGAUCGCCCUGAUGAAUCAGGUGGAGGCCCUGGCCGCCCGGGUGAAGGAUCUGGAGUCCAAGCCCAGCAACGGCAACGGCAUGGACUUCCUGCAGCGCCACGAGGGCCUGUCCCUGCGGCGCCCACCCUCCCUGCAGAGCCUGGCCGGCGCGGGGGGGCCCGGCAUGCCGCGCGCGCCCUCCUACACCAACCUGUCCCAUGUGGAGGUGCCCAUGCCCUCCACGCGCGUGGUCAUGACCCAGAUCGUCUCCCCCGCCGACACCACGGGCGCCGGCAUCUGCUCCGGCGGCACCGUCCUGUCCUGGAUCGACGUGGCGGCGGGCCUGGCGGCCAAGACCCUGGCGCGCGCCCCCGUGGUCACCGCCAGCCUGGACACGGUGCACUUCCUGCGCCCCUGCCGCCUCCAGUCCAUCGUCACCAUCGCCGCCAUGGUCAACCGCGUCUUCGCCUCCUCCAUGGAGGUGGGCGUGCAGGUGGAGGAGGAGGACCUGUCCACCGGCUCGCGCCACCACUGCUGCUCCGCCUACCUCACCUUUGUCGCGCUGUCGCGGAGGGGGGGGGCGGGCGGCGGGGCUCCGCCUCAGAAGAAGCUGCCGCCCAAGGUCGUGCCCACCGACAGCUACUACCAGGAGAUCUUCGACGAGGCGGCUGCCAGGCGGGAGGCGCGCCUAGCGGACCGCGAGCGCCUGCGCUCCGACCCGGACGCGGCUGCGGCGGAGGCCGGCUGCCGACUGCUGCCCGUGGCCCACCGCCCCUCCCGCGCCACGCUGGAGGCGCCGCUGCCCAGCCUGGGCAGCGCGACCUGCCUGGAGGGGCGCAGCCCCCCCGGCGCGAGGUGCGUGGUACGCCCCGCGCGCACGGCGGCGCACAUGACGCAGCUGAUCAUGCCGCAGCACGCCAACUCGCUGGGCAUCGCCUUCGGCGGCGCGGUCAUGCGCUGGAUGGAGCAGUGCGCGUUCGUGGCGGCGGCGCGCGUCGCGCGCGGGGCCUACCUGCUCACCGCCUCCAUGGACUCCAUCGCAUUUGCCGCGCCGACGCGGGUGGGGGACAUCAUGUACAUCGAGGCCCAGGCCACCGCCAUCUUCGGCUCCAGCGUGGAGGUCAUGAUCAGCGUCUGGGCCGAGACGCCCGAGGCGGGGGGCCUGUUCGAGUGCGGCGACGCCUACGCCACCGUGGUGUCCAUGAACGAGUCCGGCGUGCCCCAGGACAUCCCCUUCGAGCUGGCGCCGGACACGCCCGAGGACCACACGCGGCACGCGGGCGCCAUCCGCCGCCGCCGCGACCGGCUGCAGAUGCGGGAGGCCAUGCGCCAGACCAAGCGCAAGCGGAAAGCGCUGGAUGGUAUGACUGACCGCUGGGGCUCCACCGACGACUUCCUCUCCCACGCGCUGCACGCUGGCAGCGGCAACGACAGCCCCGGGUCAGGCCCGGCCUCGCGCGCCCGAACCGAGCACGAGGCUGGUCCCGAAGGAGGUGAAGAGGAGGGCGGGGCGUGA
Auxenochlorella protothecoides is the source of this 1515-nucleotide messenger RNA. RefSeq names its product Acyl-coenzyme A thioesterase 11. NCBI's taxonomy places the organism in Eukaryota, Viridiplantae, Chlorophyta, Trebouxiophyceae, Chlorellales, Chlorellaceae. Bases 1 to 1515 code for a protein of 504 amino acids. The record is from RefSeq and is a predicted model, not a curated record. Gene Ontology annotation, molecular function: thiolester hydrolase activity. The transcript is spliced from 3 exons.